Messenger RNA from Mercenaria mercenaria, 2368 nucleotides. RefSeq lists its product as uncharacterized. The transcript has 4 exons. Bases 357 to 1433 code for a protein of 358 amino acids. Lineage: Eukaryota; Metazoa; Mollusca; Bivalvia; Venerida; Veneridae. Gene Ontology annotation, biological process: regulation of apoptotic process. The record is from RefSeq and is a predicted model, not a curated record.
AUCAGUAUUUCAGUAUAAGUCAAAGAAGCGGUAAUUGAAAUAUUUAAAGUACUUGCGCCAAUACUUAGUGCCCCACAACACAACGAAAUACAUUGAUAAGGCGAAGUGCGUUUGAACAAUAGAAUUUACACUGUGAGUCAGUAUUUCGAUUGCACUGUAUCGCUUAACCGAUAAGCAGAUCAGAUAACGAAUUCCUUUUUGUAUAAUACUACGUAGGAUCUAUUUAAAGUGUAUUAGAUAUUUGGUGAGCGAACACAAUUUAUCUGUUGCCAGCUGGUUAGUAGUCCGGAUCAUAAGAAGUUUUGCAGCUGUUUUGAAAAAUAAAGUAAAUUACAUAACACAUUGUUCUUGGUAAAAUGAAUAAGAAAGACAGAAAACCUGACUCGAAAGGGAAUGUCUCGCGAAAAGGUGACGUGACUGAAAUGACCAUCUCGUCACCGUUUGGAGUUACCCAUGAUGUCCAUAUUAAACCGAGUGACGUGCAAGAAAUGAAUAUCUCGUCUCCGUUUGGAGUUCGCAAACAUAUUGACAUUGAUGAACAAGAACUAGCAAAUAUCGACGAUCGGAAGGCUACAUCUCCAAGGAGGCGAACGUCUAGCAAUAAAGACAUUUCGGAGGAUAACAUGAUACAACGUGAAAUACUUUUGCAAAUUAUGAAGGAAGAUAUUUUGCCAGUUCUACGUUCUGAAAUGGGUGAUAUUGUUGAGGAGAAGAUUAGAAAAGUAAUGAAGGAAGCAGAAAACCAUAACUUCCAGGAAACUUCAUGCAGCAGAUUGCAAGGCGAACAUGACGAGUCUUCAGUAUCAACACAGUGUUGGAGGCAUACACGUGGGGGAACACCGUUGUCAAAGGCUGAUGAGAGAGAAUGCCUUGCAAAUGCGUUGCAAGGGCAUAUUAGAGAGAUUGUAGAUGGGGUCGUGUUUAAGGACAGCGAAUUGCCAGACAAUCUUCUCGCUGAUGGUUGUCUUACAGAGGACGAAUGUGCAGGUGUAAGGAACAAACUCGAUCGCAAGGAUCAAGUACGUACACUCCUUAGUUUAAUAAAGGGAAGGGACUUCGACGUUAUGAAACGGUUUCUCCAACAUGUGAGAUCUCAUAAUGAAAAUCUUGCAAAGAGGAUUGAUGGUAUGUUCGAACAAAAUAAAAAAGGUGGAAUGAGAUGUCGUCAAUGUGUCUAUUGCAAACUAACUUCACAAGUCAAUCUUAAGUACAUCGUUGAUGACUUAUGGAGAUGUCGUUUGAUUGAUGAUGGAUUAUUUAACUUGAUUAUUGAGACAGAUAGACCAGCGGGGGCUCAGCGUGAGCUAUGGCAUGAGGUUUUGAGUUCUCUUAAUAUGACCUGUAAGAAACAGCCAUCUGUUGUCCAAGACCUUCUCCGACAAGCUUUAGGAAAGAAGCAACAUUACAAUUAUUUGUCAAAGGGAGCUACAUGAAUGAUCAGCAAUUACGGAGGACUGGGGUGUGAUUGCGACCGUCUGAAUAACCUUAUGUCACAAAACGAAUCCCUGUCGCAAACAUCGUCGUCAAUGUCCCCGAGGUCAUCGCUAUCCGACUUUGCUGAAAAUACACAAAUUGAUAGAACCCCGGUUAUGAUGUUGAACCAAAAAGAGUUCGUUGCGGAUCCGGUGAGACGUAAGGGUUCCGUAACCUCUCUGAGGCUGCCAAAUGACAUUAUGCCUGAACAACACGGCAUCCAUAGGACGACGUCGAUGUAUGACAUAAAACCAACGAACCAAAGAUCUUUUCCAGCAAAGAAAUCGAGCCUAGAGAGACACAGUAUGUUACCUUUGAGCGAAUUUGGAACAUUUUCAGAUGUAUAAAUGAGGCAUGUGCCAAAAGCAUAGACUUCCACAACCUCUGUAUAAAAAAAGAGUUGUUUGUUCACAGAUUUCAUAAUAAAUAUAUCAAAAUUGCAAAAAUACCAAAUUUCUAAAAUAAAUUGCACUCUUUGUAAGGGCCAUAUGGGGAAAUAAUCGAUCUUUGAAAUUAUUUGUACAAAGCUAGUACAAUACAAAGGUUUGAAUCAUAUUUUCAUCACCAAAUCACGGAUAUUUAUAUAUAAUACGAACAUUAUGUGUUAAUAAUUAUUAUAAUGAUACAACCAACUCUUCUUAGUUUUAUUUGAUAAAGCGAUGUGUCAUACGAGUUGUAUUAUUGCUUAUUGUGUUUAAGAAAUAUGCGUUACUUUGCAAUUGUUUAAUAUCAUGAUACGUUGAAACGUCAAACUCAUUGAAAUAAGUGGUAUGGGACGUCUACUGGAAGGUUGUAGGAUACAGUCUUAUAGGGUUAAAGCAUUCUCUUUCCACCUUUCGCUAGUGUUUCGCAGGUAUACAAAUGUAGUAGCUGAAUUUAACUCCGCUUAUGAUAA